Messenger RNA from Daucus carota subsp. sativus, 1320 nucleotides. RefSeq lists its product as uncharacterized. The record is from RefSeq and is a predicted model, not a curated record. The transcript has a single exon. The coding region runs from base 1 to 1320 and encodes 439 amino acids. Lineage: Eukaryota; Viridiplantae; Streptophyta; Magnoliopsida; Apiales; Apiaceae.
AUGGCCAAUCACGAUGAUGACCCGUAUGAAGGAGAUUAUUAUGUUGAAGAUGAACCAGUAGAACCAUACUCACCAGUGCACAUUCAGGACCCCCGCACUUUGCCGAACAACCCACCCCCGGUUGUAGUCAGUAACACGGAGCUCCUUAGUGCCCUCCACCGGAUGGAACAAAGUCAAGCAAGGUACGAUGCAAGGUUGGAUACCAUGGAGUCCGUACUCGAAGAACUCGUCCCCAGACACUCGCGUCAUUCCAAAAGCCAUGGUAGGAGAGGACGUAGACGUUUCAGACGUCCAACCCCCCGAAUGUUGGAAUACGGAGAUGCGCCUCCCAACGCUAACCUCCCACCAGGAGCCAUAAUAAGCCAGGGAGUCUAUGACGUAAACGGCGCGCCCCUGGACGUGACCACACCUCCCGCACAAACAGGAGGGACGGGACAAGAGACGGUCAACCAAAACGCAGACACCCGACCCCUGGCUGAAAGAUUAGGUAUCACCCCGGACAGCCUGGCUAUGAUUGUGCGAAUGGCAGAGCAGGAGCAGGGGAGGCCCCCCCAGGAAAACGGCGCGCCCCUACGUCCUCAAGGGAACGACGCGCCUCCAGAGGCAAGACGAGAAACAGGAACGGGCAGAACAUACCGAGGAGUACGAGGAAGGGGAGGAGGCCUCAUACCAAACUCAAGGGGAAGGCGUCGAGGGGGACCCUUGAUAGAAUACCUCCCUUCGCAAAGUGACUCGAGCCAACACACUCCGCACCCAAGAACCACGGGAAGGACGCGUCCCCUUGGCAAUCAAGGAGACGCGCCUCCCCAAGGACCGCCUACUGCAAAUCAACAGACCACGUCACCUCCAAUCAUAACUACUGUCAAUCAGCAGACCACGUCACCCCCAAUCAUGACUACUGCUAAUCAACAAGCCACGUCGACUCCGCCCAUUCCUACUCUGCAGGCUGCAGCAAACCAUUCCUGUGUCCACCACUUCCCCGACGCAAACGCUCACCCAAAUCGUCCAACCAACCGCUACCCAAACUCUAGCCAACAACGUGCUUCAGACCACGGUGGCCAACACAAACCUAGCAACUGCUACCCCUCCGGUAAACACCCAGACCAUCCCAGGAGUCGGAACAAUCAACCCCGAAGACCUGAAGAAGUUACUAGCCCUUCUGCAAGCCAGCGCUGCCACGACGGCGCCACAGAUCUCGUCACCAUUUACCGCAGCAGUCCGCGAAGCCCAACUACCAACCGGUUUCAGAAACCUGAAUGCAGAUCUCCGCUAUCACGGGAAUGCCGACCCCCGCGAAUUCCUGAUCAGAUUCAACAUUGA